Molecule: messenger RNA, 3977 nt
Organism: Mirounga angustirostris (Northern elephant seal)
Lineage: Eukaryota; Metazoa; Chordata; Mammalia; Carnivora; Phocidae
Gene: ARMH3
Product: armadillo like helical domain containing 3
Exons: 26
Coding region: 314-2383 (689 amino acids)
Cellular component (GO): cytosol
Source: RefSeq, a predicted model, not a curated record
GAGUCUGCGUGCGGCUGGGAGGCAGGGCCCGGGCGGUGGAGCGGAGCGAGAAGCGUUUUGCUUUUGCAGAGGCUGGUCCGUCCGACCUUCCGGUGCCUUUCGCGGCCUUCCCACUCCCCGCUGGGCCCUCUGGGCGGCCGAGAUGCUGACCUUUGACCCCAGCAUGGGGCUGAUCCCGACGCCUCAAGCAGCCUCCAGAACCUCUCCCCCUCAGGUUGUCGCCGCCCCCGGGAGGCCUUCCGCCCAGUCCAGCCUGGCCCUGGGAUGAGGGCUUUGGGCAGGACCUCUGAGAAGGGUUAGAGAUUCUCUAACGAUGGCACAGGUGGAGAAACGAGGGGGUUUGCUCCGGAAAUCUUCAGCCUCCAAAAAACCACUGAAGGAAAAGGUGGUGCUGAUGUAUGAUGAGAUCUUUAUGACAGAGGACCCCAGUAAGUGCAGUCCUCGAUUUUGGGAGGAGCUCUUCCUUAUGAAGGUGAAUUUGGAGUACCUAGAAGGCAAGCUGGAAUCUCUUGAUGGUGAGGAGUUAAUGAAGAUCAAGGAUAAUAUUAAUUGCUUAUUUCAACACUGCAUCCAGGCUCUGGGAGAGGAACAUCCAAUUCGAGUUGUCAAUGCUUUGCAGACCUUGUGUGCACUCAUUCGAGGAGUCCAUCAAAAGAAUAAAUCUACCUCUGGGUUUGACAUUAUCAACAUGCUGAUGGGCUUUGACAAGGCAGAGCUGUGCAUGAAGAACUUGAUGGAGAGUUUGGAUUCGUUGCUUUGUGCAGAAGGUUCUGAAAGUCUGAAGAGUUUAUGUCUGAAACUUCUCCUUUGCUUAGUGACUGUGACAGACAACAUUAGCCAGAACACUAUCCUAGAGUAUGUAAUGAUCAACAGCAUAUUUGAAGCAAUUUUACAGAUACUCUCUCACCCCCCAAGUCGCAGGGAGCAUGGGUAUGAUGCUGUUGUCCUCUUGGCUUUGUUGGUGAACUAUAGAAAAUAUGAGUCUGUGAAUCCUUAUAUUGUGAAGUUGUCUAUUGUGGAUGAUGAGGCUACGCUCAAUGGAAUGGGGCUUGUGAUUGCUCAGGCUUUAUCUGAGUACAACAGGCAGUAUAAAGACAAGGAAGAAGAACACCAGAGUGGUUUUUUCUCUGCUUUAACAAAUAUGGUGGGCAGCAUGUUCAUAGCAGAUGCCCAUGAGAAAAUCUCAGUACAAACCAAUGAGGCCAUCCUUCUGGCACUUUAUGAAGCUGUUCAUUUAAAUCGUAACUUCAUCACAGUGUUAGCCCAGAGUCAUCCGGAAAUGGGCUUGGUGACAACCCCUGUCAGUCCUGCUCCUACAACCCCAGCCACACCACUUGGGACCACGCCGCCCUCCUCUGAUGUUAUAAGUUCUGUGGAACUCCCACUGGAUGCAGAUGUACAGACCAGUAAUUUACUGAUAACCUUCUUGAAGUAUAGCUCGAUUGUCAUGCAGGACACCAAAGAUGAGCAUCGGCUUCACAGCGGCAAACUCUGUCUGAUUAUACUUACGUGUAUUGCAGAGGAUCAGUAUGCAAAUGCAUUUUUGCAUGACGACAAUAUGAAUUUUCGAGUAAACUUACACAGAAUGCCUAUGAGACACAGGAAGAAGGCAGCGGACAAGAACCUUCCCUGCCGUCCCUUAGUAUGUGCAGUACUGGACCUGAUGGUGGAGUUUAUUGUAACACACAUGAUGAAGGAGUUUCCUAUGGAUCUGUAUGUACGCUGCAUUCAGGUAGUACAUAAACUACUUUGCUACCAGAAGAAGUGUAGAGUACGCCUGCAUUACACCUGGCGGGAACUCUGGUCAGCCUUGAUAAAUUUGCUGAAGUUCCUUAUGUCAAAUGAGACUGUACUUCUGGCCAAACACAACAUUUUUACAUUAGCCCUUAUGAUUGUGAACCUAUUUAAUAUGUUUAUCACAUAUGGCGACACAUUCCUGCCCACUCCCAGCAGCUAUGAUGAACUCUACUAUGAGAUUAUCCGCAUGCACCAGAGCUUUGACAACCUCUACUCUAUGGUCCUGAGGCUUUCUACCAAUGCAGGCCAGUGGAAAGAAGCAGCUAGCAAGGUGACCCAUGCAUUAGUUAAUAUCAGAGCCAUCAUCAAUCACUUUAACCCCAAAAUUGAAUCCUAUGCUGCUGUGAAUCACAUAUCCCAACUGUCAGAGGAGCAGGUGCUCGAGGUAGUACGGGCCAACUAUGACACGCUCACACUGAAGCUGCAGGAUGGCCUGGAUCAGCAUGAACGCUACUCAGAGCAGCACAAGGAAGCUGCCUUCUUCAAAGAGCUGGUUCGAUCCAUUAGCACCAACGUCCGGAGAAACCUGGCCUUCCACACACUCAGCCAGGAAGUCCUGCUCAAGGAGUUCUCCACUAUCUCCUGAGGCCACGCAUAUCUGAGCAGCUGCUGACUGCCCUUACCCAUGAGGCUCCUGGGCUGCAGGGGGACUGAGGGGAGAGGGGCUGUCCCCAAGGUUGGAGAAUAACACAGAUACCGAGUUCUCUCGGUGAAGGCCGUGCUUCAGUGGAGCUUGGACAGCAGGGCCAGGAGGGGCAAACCAGGGAUAAUCUUAUUUGGGGAGGGUUUGGGUGGGCACAGGGAGAAGCCUUCAAGAAUAUGGGGACUUCCAGCAUGGGCUCCCUGGAUACCCCCUCACAUUUCCAAUUGAGAUUACAAAUUGUGGCUGCUGACUAAUUUUCAGGGGCUGUUGGGGGAAGUCUUAGAAUGAUACCAACAUCCUGAGAGUCAGUGGUUCUCCAAGGCUUCUGAAAACAGACUCUCAAAUGUAGAUGGAGCCAGUUCUGCUUUCUUUGGGCCUGGGGCUGAGCUGGGCUUGAAAUCUGUGUCCCCUUCCCCUGCAGGCACUCUGUUAGGACCCUUAGCUCAGCUCAAGGUAGGGUAGGAAUGGAGGACCUUUUUUCUACUUUCUAAAUCUGGGAGACUGGAGAUUAGAAUCUGCCCAAUGCCCUGCUGUCCGGCCACCAAUUUCUGGAUUUGAUUCUUGGCACCAGGAGUACCUGUUAGCUUCCCCUGCCUUCCAACCCAUUGAUUGGUCAGCACUAUAGGGUCACAACGUUAGCUUCUAAUUUUCAGUCUGGUUUAAACUGUCUUUAGGGUGUGUGUGUGAAAUAAACAUUGACAGGUUUUCUGGAGCCCUCAGGUGCCUACUUUGCUGGUUCCCUUUCCAGCAGCCUCCCCACCUUCCCAAUCACCUUCUCCUCUGGGAGCCUCUCCUGCCUCUGCUGAGCUCCCCUCCACUGUUCCGCCCCCUCACCCGGCUGUUGUUUACAGCCAGCCUGCCUAAGAAUUUCCUCUGGGGAGGAAUCUGUUCCUGCUGGGGUCUGGUGCCUGGAAGGGAGAGAACCUGCUGGGGGCAGGGUGCCCUCCAUCUGAAAGGGGCCAGGUGAGCAUCAUGGAGAGGCCAUUCUGUCUGCCCAUAUUCAGGGUGGGGUCACAGGCGAGUCUUCUGGCCUUUGGGAAGUUGGCCCAUGAUUCCUCCUCUGGACAGCCUCCAUUGGACUACUGUAGGCUUUCCCUACCCCUUGGCUGCUUUCAGAGUAGCUGCUCUGAGAUUCCCCCCUUCUAAAGCACUUUCUAAAGCCCUUAGGCUGGCAGGGAACAAGCAGCACAAGAAGACUCUGGGAGUAAGUGCAGGAAACCAGCAGUGAGAGCAGGUCUGGGACCUCCCUGACUGCUAUUCCUACUUAGCCUCAAAGCGCUUUAGGGUACUUGCCUUCCCUGGGAACCGGAGUUGUGGCUCCAACAUGGAGCAGAUACGCACGAGUUCCAGAGAACCCACCAGCCCGCGGCCGUACAUAGACGCAGAUUUCUGAGAGAUCAGGGGCUGAGUCAUCUGAUCGCUAGAUGGCGUAGCUCAGCCUGGGGCAUGUAGUGUUCUCCACAGUUAUAAACCCCGGAGGAGCUGGAGCUGGAAGCUGGUGGCAAGUUGAAGUUAUUAAAAAUUGAUUUGUAUGGUA